AUGCCCACAGAUGCUUUUGGUAUCCUGUUGGCAGUGGAGGGCGCCAUCCAGCAGAGGGAGCGCGGCAAUUCGGGCCUUGUGAUCAUCCAGACUGUCUUGAAGAAUUGUUUCGGCCAUGUAUGUCCGCACUUGGUGGACGUCCUUGCUCUGCGCCUGGGCAUGAACGCGGAGUGCUCGCGCUUCCUUUUUCUCUCCAAUGUGUCAAGGCCGAUGUUUGUGCGUCCAUCAGGCGAUGUCCCACCACGUGGGGAAUGCCACAGGGAGAUCCAGCGUCACCAGCAGCUUGCGCCAUACUGGCGGGGUCUCCAUGCCAGGUACAUGUUUCACCAUCAUCCUUACCUUCCUUUCCAUACGUACGUAGACGAUCCGACUUUGCUCGGCAAAACUUGGGCGCAAGUUGCGGCUGCCAGUUGGACAGGCUUUCCGGGCAGCGGGAGGACCCGGACAAGGAGACCAUCGCGGCCCUCGCGGUGGGUGACCUUCCUGAUGGGCUGA
Messenger RNA from Prorocentrum cordatum, 495 nucleotides. The record is from the annotation of a GenBank genome assembly. Lineage: Eukaryota; Dinophyceae; Prorocentrales; Prorocentraceae.